AUGGCCGCAAUGCCUGAAGUCGGCCACACCUUGCCCCUGCUCCAAAUCGCCUCACACCUCGUCUCGCGCUCUUUGCAAGUCUUCUUCGUCGGCGGGCCUCAAUUCGAGGCGCAGAUCCGCGCAACUGGCGCGACUUACUACGAGUGUCCAAACUUCGUGACACGCGAGCUGGGGCUGAAGCUGCGCGCCGUCGGGGAUCCCAAGGCGCGGCACACCUUUGCGGUGAAGCACGUCUUUGUCGACUCGAUGCCCGUGCGCAUGGCUGCGCUGACGCGCUGUCUUGAGAACGUGCGGGCACGGUAUCCUAAUCGCAGCGUGGUGAUUUUCAAUGAGAUCAUGUUCCUUGGGACGUUGCCGUAUCAGCUCGGCGCGCCACCGCCGAGAGGAUAUGAUCGGUUUCCGAGGGUGAUUAACUUCCAUACGUCAAUCAUUGUCACGGGCAGCUUGGAGGUCCCGCCAUUUUUGUCAAAUCUGGAAUAUGACCCCAGCCCUGAGGGGCACGAGCGGAAUCGACUGAUAUACGAGGAGCAAGAGCCGGGCCAUCGGGAGAUCGAGGCGCACGCGAACAAGGUCGUCAAGUCUCUUGGAGCCACGAGAGAUAUAGGCGGUGAAUUCUUCAUGGUCUGUAUCACGACCGGCGAAGUCACGCUUCUGCCGUACAGCCCGAGUCUGGAGUAUCCGCGCACGAACAUGUCCGAAAAGUUUGAAUUCAGCGGCGGCAUGCCUCUCAAGGCAAUCGAUCCGACUUUCAAAUAUCCAGCCUGGUGGAGCGAGAUUUUGGCGAACGCCGAGCUACCUCGUGAAUCAAGUGAAAGAAAGCGAAUUAUCUUCGUAACGCAGGGAACGGUUAACAACAAGCCAGACCAACUCAUCCAGCCGGCUAUUCGCGGUCUAGCGGACAAUCAGGAAGCCAUCAUCGUGGCUACACUCGGGAAGCGAGACGCAUCUCUUCCAGAAGACUUUGACGUACCUUCAAAUGCUCGGGUGAUAGACUACCUGCCAUAUGAUGCGAUCCUACCGCACACGGACGUCUUCGUAUUCAACGGAGGGUUUGGUGGAUAUAUGCACGGCAUCAUGAACGGCAUACCGAUGGUCAUGGCUGGGAUCUCGGAGGACAAGGCAGAAGUGGCGAUGAGAGCGGAGUGGGCAGGCGUGGCAGUCAAUUUGAGAACGGCCACACCGACAGAAAAUGCUGUGCGAGAAGGCGUUGAGAAACUGCUAACUGACCAUAAAUACAAGGCGCGGGUCGCAGAGAUAAGAAGGGAGAACAUAACUCUGGAUUUCAUGAAGCAUAUAGAUGCCUGGAUUAAGAAAUUGGCGUAA
Molecule: messenger RNA, 1323 nt
Organism: Phaeoacremonium minimum UCRPA7
Lineage: Eukaryota; Fungi; Ascomycota; Sordariomycetes; Togniniales; Togniniaceae
Product: putative udp-glucuronosyl udp-glucosyltransferase protein
Exons: 1
Coding region: 1-1323 (440 amino acids)
Molecular function (GO): UDP-glycosyltransferase activity
Source: RefSeq, a predicted model, not a curated record